Molecule: messenger RNA, 456 nt
Organism: Anarrhichthys ocellatus (wolf-eel)
Lineage: Eukaryota; Metazoa; Chordata; Actinopteri; Perciformes; Anarhichadidae
Gene: ndufa1
Product: NADH:ubiquinone oxidoreductase subunit A1
Exons: 3
Coding region: 120-332 (70 amino acids)
Cellular component (GO): respiratory chain complex I
Source: RefSeq, a predicted model, not a curated record
UCGGGAGAGUCGACAUUUUGUUAGCUCCUUAGCAAAAUAAACAGUCGAAGGUUGUCUUAGAGCGACUUGGUUGUAAUAAACGUUGCUCUCUGUCUGCCUGACCGUUACCGGGUGUCAUCAUGUGGUAUGAGAUCCUGCCGGGCUUCGCCGUCAUGACCGUGUGUCUGAUCAUUCCCGGCGUUGCCACCGCACAGAUCCACAAGUUCACCAACGGAGGAAAGGAGAAGAGGAUCGCUCGGUUUCCUUGGCAGUGGUAUCUGAUGGAGAGAGACAAGCGAGUGUCAGGAUCAGGGCAGUAUUAUGACUCCAAGGGACUCGAGAACAUCCACUGAUGAACAGAACUAUGGAGAUCCUGACAAGAAGAAGUUGGACAUUAAAGGAUUAUAUUUAACAUUCAGCUGUUUGUAUUUUUUUCAGUCUUUUCAGACAGUCUAUUAAACUAUUCCCAACUGGAAA